Molecule: messenger RNA, 1715 nt
Organism: Vigna radiata var. radiata (mung bean)
Lineage: Eukaryota; Viridiplantae; Streptophyta; Magnoliopsida; Fabales; Fabaceae
Product: NAC domain-containing protein 37
Exons: 3
Coding region: 374-1306 (310 amino acids)
Biological process (GO): regulation of DNA-templated transcription
Molecular function (GO): DNA binding
Source: RefSeq, a predicted model, not a curated record
UCUGUGUACCCAGGGAAGAAAUUAAUCAUUGUUUCUCAAAUUAUGGGUUUUUGUUUAUAACACGCGCUUUUUUUUAUUUCCUUUUCAAUUCAAUUCCUUUGAGUAUUGCUCUCCACCAAAUGAGAUGAUGGUCAUCUCUGAUAGCACUUGCCACCUUUUCACCAAGAGGAGACUCCUAUUAUAUAUUUCCUUUUCUUCGCCUUUGCCUUUUUAGCUUUUUGGUUACUUCUCUUCUUUCACCCUAUUCUCUCUCUUACACAUUCAUAUAUACUCAUACAUUCAUCUCUUCAUCCUUAUAAUUUAUACAUGAUGGAGAAACUCAAGGCUGGAACCUAUUAAUGCUGAAUUUUAUGCAGUUCCAGUGAUUGAUACCAUGGAGUCAUGUGUCCCACCUGGGUUUCGCUUCCACCCAACAGAUGAAGAACUUGUGGGUUAUUAUCUCAGGAAAAAAGUUGCUUCUCAGAAGAUUGAUCUUGACGUUAUCAAAGAGAUCGACCUAUAUCGCAUUGAACCAUGGGAUCUCCAAGAGAGAUGCAGGAUUGGGUAUGAGGAGCAGAAUGAGUGGUAUUUCUUCAGUCAUAAAGAUAAAAAAUAUCCAACUGGGACAAGAACCAACAGAGCUACAAUGGCAGGGUUUUGGAAGGCGACAGGAAGAGACAAAUCAGUGUACGAAAGGACCAAACUUAUUGGCAUGAGAAAGACCCUUGUUUUCUACAAAGGAAGAGCCCCUAAUGGACAGAAAACUGAUUGGAUCAUGCACGAGUAUAGGCUUGAAACUGUCGAGAAUGGACCUCCACAGGAAGAAGGAUGGGUUGUGUGCAGAGCAUUCAGGAAAAGAACCAACGGUCAAACGAAGAGUAUUGAAGGGUGGGAUCGAAGGUACACAUACGAGGAUCCUAUCGACCUUAUGUUAAGGAAACCACAGCGGAACAAUAUUUCGGCUGAAAAUUUGUUGUACAAGAAAGAGACAAGGUUGAUGCAUGCAGAAGAAGUGAUGCAGCUUCCUGAGCUACAAAGUCCUUCCGUCACAAUAAUGAAGAAGCAAAGCUCAACAUCAGACAACAUUAACAAUGAGAAGGAGUUAUCGAAAGUGACCGAUUGGAGGGCACUUGACAAGUUUGUGGCUUCUCAGUUGAGUCAAGAAGACAGGCAUGAAAUAGAAGGGAUGUCAAGCUUUGCAGGUCUGACUGGGUCGGACAUCCCAUUCUUGCUACUCCAGAAUACUAAUGAAAGGAACAAGUUCAACCCCUUUCUAACUGCACCUUCAUCAGACUGUGACAUUGGGAUAUGUGUAUUUCAAACUUAAUUUCUUGCAUUGCUAGUACCUAUAUAAAUCUUGUAUGGAUCUUGAGACAUAUCAUUAUAUCUGUAAUUUUCAUUUGUAAGAAGAAUCUCUCUGCGACAUCAGACUCGAGUGCGGUGUCUCAGUGUAAACUAAGAUUCAUGAGCGUAUUGUUUGGAAUCCAAACUAUGAGUCUAAGUUUCAUAUUGGAUAAAAAUGAGAAAAUAAAGUACUCUGUAAAGAUGAAAGAACCACUAACUUAUUGUCUUAAAAUUUUGGAUAAAAAGUUAUGUCAGUCUUUUAUAUGAUUGGACUCAUAUCUUAUUAGUAUGGUUGGACUCGUAUCUUAUUAGUAUGGUUGGACUCGUAUCUUAUUAGUAUGGUUGGACUCAUAUCUUAUUAGUAUUGUGUUUUUUGAUAAAUCUCUUCUUUC